Ixodes scapularis (black-legged tick) is the source of this 3614-nucleotide messenger RNA. RefSeq names its product ras association domain-containing protein 4 (gene Rassf). Lineage: Eukaryota; Metazoa; Arthropoda; Arachnida; Ixodida; Ixodidae. Bases 834 to 2189 code for a protein of 451 amino acids. Gene Ontology annotation, biological process: signal transduction. The transcript is spliced from 10 exons. The record is from RefSeq and is a predicted model, not a curated record.
CGAAAGAAAUGGUUUUCUGUUUUUUUCCUUCGUAUUUCUUUUGUUUGUGUAAAACCUGCUAACCAAAAUACACCAACAUUUUAGGAAUAUAUAUUUGUCGGCCAAGAAAUUCAUCCUCAACCGAUCUCUCGGACGAGAUGACGAUCCCAGUAGUUACAACAAUGCGGGCCAAAACUAGCUGCGAGCUCCUGACACUUGGGCAGAGUUUAUCCGACAGCGAUCUAAAAUGAAUCUGUGGAGUUUUCUAACAAAACUUUAGAUUGCAGUUAUCCCAGGGGUCGAGAAAGUAGCCUCGCUUGCCCCUGUGUAUGGCUCGAGACAACGCGAUUGUGAGCCUCUGCCCUCGGUAGCGUGGGCGGCCUGGGGGCCAAUGUCGAAGGCCGAGCCACAGUGGGCCGAGCGUGGGAGGAAGGACGAACAAACAAGACAGCCAGACUCCUCUCAAGCGCCCGCAUGCAGGAUGAGAUGAACGUGCGUGCGUGCGUGCGUCCGCGCAGGGAUACUAAACUUGGGUGCCUUUCAAAGAAAGAGUUCGCGUGGAAUCUCGCAAUUUGCAAACCCGUGAGGCGUUUUCUCUGUGAUUAAAACUAAUUUAUAGCACCUAAAGCGUUCCUUGGGGAUAUCGGAAACAAUUUUAGCGCGAUAUCAACUCAUUCUCGUAUUGGCUGUCCAACGCCCGCGCGAGUUGGGGUUUCUUGUGGACGGGCUUUGUCAAACUCUGGACGUGCUCCCCGACUCCCAAACAGUCAUGCGAAUUCGAGUUGGUCACCGUGGGGUAGGCUAAUUUUUGUGUUUCCAGCGGAUGCCAGCGAGCCCGGGCAGAGUUUGCAAAGAUGUGGACGUGCCGAAAAUGCGGGAAGCCAGUUUAUUUCGCUGAGCGGAAAACAUCGAUGGGUUAUGAGUGGCAUCCCGAGUGCCUGCGCUGCGAAGAGUGCGGGAAAAGACUGAAUCCAGGCCAGCAUGCGGAACACAAGGGCGUUCCGUACUGCCAUGUACCAUGCUACAGUGUUCUGUUUGGUCCGACGCUGUUUGGUCAUGGUUCGCAAGUAGAGGCACACACCAGUUUUGGGAAGAAUCCAAAUCCUCGUCAAAACAUCUCCACAGUGCCAAGAGGCCACCUGGAGGGGAAAUUGAGGGCAUACAACCAGUUCUUUGAAGGCAAGAGUGGAAUCGUACAAAGCCGGCUGAGGAAUGGCCGACUUAUCCUGGAGGGCUCCAUCAGGAUCUACUGGGGAGUGAACAGGAUGAUACGGCUGAAAGAGGAGCACGACGACCGCAUCCCCGUCAGGAGGAGGAGGAGCUCGCUGCGCCUCAGCCGCCUCUCCGUGAACUUGAGAGACAGAGAGAACUCGGACGGCAACAUCUGCAAUGGGCACACACCUAGCAGUCCCCCUAAGGAAAAUGGACACGAAGACGCGACUGCGCGAAGCGCCGACAGCAGUCCCCAAGGGGAGCCAGAAGCGAUGGAUGAGGAAGAAGGCGGCAAUCCGAAGAACGGGGACGCGGCAGAGAUUGGCCGGAGCUACAGCACCCUUCCCAACCCUGGCAAGCGCUGCCUCCAGGAGCUCCUUGCGGAGGCUGACCUGCCUCCACCUUCGUUCCCUGAGGAAGCCAAUGGCUUUGAGAGCGUGACCCUCCGCAGCAAGAAUCGCUCUUCCAGGGUGAAGCUACGGCGACGCUGCUCAAUCAAUGGACAUUUCUACAACAGAGAGACUAGCGUGUUCACGCCAGCUUACGCCAGUGUGACAAGCGUCUGGGUGACUAGCCUGGUGAAUGCUCCCGAGGUGAUCAACCAGCUGCUUGACAAAUUCAAGGUGGAGAACUCUCCCCAGGACUUCGCCCUCUACGUGGUGCGCGACAAUGGAGAGAGGAGGCUAAUGCAGGAUGACGAGUUUCCGCUGCUCGCUCGUGUCAUGCUGGGUCCGGAUGAGGACGUCGCCAAGCUUUUCAUCAUGAACAGGGAGAACACCAACGAGAUACCCCAUGAGGUUGCACAGUACCUCAAUUUCAGUGAAGUAGAGCUCCUUUCGUUCAUCCAGAAGUUUCACGAAGAGGAGGCAAGAGAAGUCGAGAAAAUCAAAAGCAGGUAUGCAAUCAUGCGACAGAGGAUACUAGCAAGGAUGCUGGAGCUCAAGUCAAUCCCUGUGACAAUCAGCUCCGAACGCAACUCGGACAAGUCGUGUAAAUAGGGAACAUCCCUUGACGUCGGUUAGCACCGUGCCGAAUCAAAUACUCUUUUUUCUAUCGUACGCUCUCUAUAACCUCUUGCUACUAGUUUCUCUUUUCUGUUUCCCUACUUUUUUGUGAUGCCAAAGCAUGGCCUGCGAGUUUUUUUUCUCGUCGACAUGUCCACGUUUUUUCAAAGUCGACGUUUACGUGACGUCCUUGUAGCAUCUAGUCGAACAAGCUUAUAUUCAGACUGGUUCUUGUUUCGUACGGUUUGUGCUAUGUUUAGUUUCAUAGUUGCUCAUUUCAUUCCUUUGUUCCUGCGUGCCCAUUUGCAAUAUGUUCUGGUAAAGCGUUUUAAGUAUGAUGAAACAACCUCGUGGGGGAACUUCUAGCAAGCCUGCCUGCUAUACCACGGAUAGUACUAUAGGACGCAGAUAGAUCGGUGCAUGGGCACUCACUAUGAGUUUGUGCAGUGUGGGAAGUCGUACGGCAGAUAUAGUAGGAUCUGGCAAACUCGCAUACUAUGGUGCUGUUCUUGGACUCUAAGAGCAUUAUCCUAUAAAACAAGAAAUACGGAAGCUUGGAAGUUCCCCCAUAGCACGUUAUCCUACAUCAUUUUCUACUUCCCUACCCAGUUUAAAAUCGUAAAAAGUGCUUGAUUAACUAGAAAUAUGGAAGCUAUACUCAAGGACAGCUUGCUGUGGCUACGCAAUCAAAGGCUCGAGGACAUGUGUCUUCUCCCAGAUUGAGCGUUGAUUAAAGCUAUGCACACUCUCUUGUUGCGUAUGCCACAGAAAGAUGUCCCAGUGUAUAGAGGAAGUCCUGUUGGACACUGCAGAAGUUUCAGGGAAUGGGCACUCUUUCAUGCUUAUCAUGAUAAAGAUACUUGGCCUGAAAAACAGGGUGGGCAUUCGCCUGGAAUUUUGUGGUGCUAUUUGCUCACGCUGCUGGCAUUUCUCGGCUUUCAUAGGACCGACUAACUGCCCAACAUUCUCGUUAGGUUUGUGAGGCUUGUUUAGUUAUGACUUUGUAUGAUAACAAGCUUCACAUUUUGUUUUUGCUUGCUGUGCUUUCUAGCUUUAUUUUCUAGUAACAAUGUUUUGAUGUUUGGACUGUAGAAUUUAAGCUCUGUUUACUUGAAAGGACUGUGAAAUGACACUGAAAUAUAGUCUUUAUAGGUGUAUUCAGCUGUGUGGUAGAGCUGUAUGACAGGCUCUCUUUCCACUGGAAUCUUGGGUAUAAAGGCAGACCAUUUUCUGAAUUUUUAACCUUUGUAGGCAUUAAAGAGGCCAUGAAGCAAUUUUUGAACUUCUUCCUUCUUAGCUUUCCUUGUCAACUCACAAGUCGUGCGGCGUUAUUAAACAGUCCAAGAGAAGCAAAAGGAGGAACUCCGCUUUUGCUUGAACCCUCCUUUGUGUACCCAAUCAUCACCGUUCUCCCCCUAG